CAGGAAAUAUAUCGUAUCUUAUCGACUUCGAAAUCACAGUUUCUGACAUGGAUAUGUUAACCCAGAUCAAAGCAUUUUUGGAUAAUCUUACAAAUAAUCCGCUUGUGCUCAACACCAGUGCAGGCCGUGUGGAAAUUGAAGACACUGCAGUUACAACAGUGUGUACCUCUGAAGGCAGCAGCAUGCAGUGCAGUUGUGAAGAUGGCUACAGUUGGACUGCUGACCAGUGCCACUCAUAUGAAUCAUGUCCAGGCAGCAAUGUCUGCAGCUGCAUCAGACUUCAGCACUCCAGUGUGCCAUAUUGCCAGAAACUGCUUCCAAGUGACCUGUGCAAUAUAAAUUCUGCUCCAUCAAAUCUCACUAAACAAUUUGACUGUCCUCCUGGUCAAAAUGGAGUUAUCAUUAAAAAGUGCAAUGAUGGGAUUUGGGAAACGGUGACAGACAGCUGCAUUUUGUCCAAAGUACAGGAUCUUCUGAUCUCAUCUCAGGAUUUAAAAAGUGGAAACAUUUCAACAUCUUUGUUAAAUCAGUUUGUUGAGAAAGUAAACUCCACUGCCUCAUCAUUGAAAAGCAACAUUACACAGUCUCCAGCCACCAUUUCUACUCUGGUUGAUAUCCUGAGCACCAUUUCAGUUGCAUCAAUAAAUAAAACCAUUUCACCUAAUGUACUACAGGGCUUUUUUGGCACUGUAGACAUUUUAAUUAGCCAAGAAUCCUUUACAUCAUGGAAUUCUUUGAACCAAAAUACAUCCGAGACAAAAAGUUCAUCUUUGUUGCAGUCUGUGGAAAUUUUUUCUAGAUCACUUUCCACAAAUUCUUCUUUCAACUUUAGUUCUCAAAAUAUUGAUUUGAGAGCAAACAUAGUCAAUAAUAAAAGUUACAGUGAAACAUUUCAGAAGUUCCCCACUGCUGGAGAUAUAAUCAUACCAGAACCUGCUUUGGUUCAGCUGCCUCACAGUGCAGCCAUUGUCAGCAUUGCUUACCUCACCCUUUCACAAAUACUUCCAAACAGGAGCAGCAGCAAUUCCUCUGUGAACAGCAUCAUCAUGACCACCACAGUUACAAAUGGCAAUAUUUAUAACAUUUCAUUAACUUUCCAAAAAAGCCAGGAGUCAUGGGUUGAUCCACUUUGUGCCUUUUGGAAUUUUUCCCUUUUCAAUAAUAAUGGUGGAUGGGACGCUUCAGGAUGUAAGGCGCAAUCUUUGGGAAACAGCAUUGUGUGUGUCUGUGAACAUUUGACAACUUUCUCAGUCUUGAUGUCACCUGAAACGGACUUCUCUUCUCCAGUACUGGAUAACAUUACUUAUGUUGGCCUUGCCAUUUCAAUGGCUAGUCUCAUUUUAUGUCUCAUCAUUGAAGGAAUUGUUUGGCACUACGUAACUAAAAAUAAAACCUCCUAUAUCCGCCAUAUUUCCAUCAUCAAUAUUGCUUUCUCUCUGUUAAUGGCGGAUACUUGGUUUAUCAUUGGGGCUGCCAUUGACAAGAGUAUACCUGCAUGCAGUGCAGUCACCUUUUUUACACACUUUUUCUAUUUGUCCUUAUUUUUUUGGAUGUUAUCAUUAGCGCUUCUUCUUCUCUUCCGUAUAGUAAUGGUUUUUAAAGACAUACCAAAAUCCCACAUGAUGGCAAUUGCUUUCUCUCUUGGAUAUGGAUGCCCUCUUAUUAUAGCUGUUGUCACAAUAGCAGUUACUGCUCCAAAGGACCAGUAUAAAAGAAGCAAUGCUUGUUGGCUCAGCUGGGAAAAUUCAAUGGCUCUCCUGGCAUUUGUUAUACCUGCCUUGAUUAUCAUUGCCUUUAACCUGAUUACUCUGUGUGUGGUUAUCUUCAUGCUACUGAGGCGCACGGUUGGAGACAAUCCAAAAUCAGAUGAAAGAAACACACUGAAAGUUGUAGCUCGAAGUAUUGGAAUUUUAACACCCCUUUUGGGUCUUACAUGGGGAUUUGGUAUUGGAACAGUUGUUGCCCCGAAAAAUAUAGGAAUCAAUAUGGUAUUUACGAUACUCAACGCUCUGCAGGGAUUCUUUAUAUUAAUCUUUGGGAGUUUGCUGGACUCAAAGGUGCGAAAUGCCUUAUUAAGAAAAUUCUCAUUACAAAAAUGGAGUUCACAGCAAACACGGACUGUAUCAAGCUAUAAGAAUAUAUCAAGGUCAACAAAGAAAUUCUGAGGCAAAUGCUGAAACCUUUCAUGAUUUUGGGAUUUUAUAAGGGACCUACAUCAUGGAAAAGGACAUUUACAGAAAAAACAUACAGAUUUUUUAUUUACGAUUAACCAUUUAUAUUAUUUAUGAUAAACAAAUGUGAUACUGAGUUAAAUAUGCAAACAUAGUUGUGAAAGACACCUACAGUGUUUUUUAUUACCCUAAAAGAAAUGAGUAAAC
Molecule: messenger RNA, 2378 nt
Organism: Erpetoichthys calabaricus (reedfish)
Lineage: Eukaryota; Metazoa; Chordata; Cladistia; Polypteriformes; Polypteridae
Product: adhesion G protein-coupled receptor F5-like
Exons: 10
Coding region: 48-2165 (705 amino acids)
Biological process (GO): G protein-coupled receptor signaling pathway; cell surface receptor signaling pathway
Cellular component (GO): membrane
Molecular function (GO): G protein-coupled receptor activity
Source: RefSeq, a predicted model, not a curated record